Molecule: messenger RNA, 503 nt
Organism: Physeter macrocephalus (sperm whale)
Lineage: Eukaryota; Metazoa; Chordata; Mammalia; Artiodactyla; Physeteridae
Gene: NDUFAF7
Product: NADH:ubiquinone oxidoreductase complex assembly factor 7
Exons: 4
Coding region: 72-503 (143 amino acids)
Biological process (GO): mitochondrial respiratory chain complex I assembly
Cellular component (GO): mitochondrion
Molecular function (GO): protein-arginine omega-N symmetric methyltransferase activity
Source: RefSeq, a predicted model, not a curated record
GGCGUGUCCUCCCCCGGAAAUAGGAGCAUUCCCCACCUCCGGGCGGCUAGCAGCUGGGUUCGGAGUCCGGGAUGAGUGUUUUGGCUGCGGCAGGCGCUGGGCGGUUGUGGGCCGUGCGCGCGGCCCUUCCUUGUCUUUGGAGAGGAAAGUACUUCAGCUCCGGGAAUGAGCCGGCAGAAAACAACCCGGUGACCCCUAUGCUGCGGCAUCUUAUGUACAAAAUCAAGUCUACUGGUCCCAUCACCGUGGCCGAGUACAUGAAGGAGGUCUUGACCAACCCAGCCAAGGGCUAUUAUGUGAACCGUGACAUGCUAGGAGAAAAAGGAGAUUUCAUUACUUCACCUGAAAUAAGUCAGAUCUUUGGGGAGCUCCUAGGGAUAUGGUUCAUCAGUGAAUGGAUAGCCACUGGAAAAAAUGCAGCUUUCCAACUGGUGGAACUGGGCCCAGGCAGGGGUACCCUCUUGGGAGAUAUUUUGAGGGUAAGUAAUAAAAGAAUGUCUUAA